Messenger RNA from Pleurotus ostreatus (oyster mushroom), 750 nucleotides. RefSeq lists its product as uncharacterized. Bases 1 to 750 code for a protein of 249 amino acids. The record is from RefSeq and is a predicted model, not a curated record. The transcript is spliced from 2 exons. Lineage: Eukaryota; Fungi; Basidiomycota; Agaricomycetes; Agaricales; Pleurotaceae.
AUGUCAAGGGUAUUGGGGAGGCUGUUCUCCAGGCGCGCUGCCUCGAUCAUCAAGCUCGACAGACCGCCGCUUUUCUCCAAAGUACCUCCAUGGUGGGCACGAUGGACAUACGCUCUCAUUGCCUGCGACCUCUUCGUGACGGCUUCAGCGGUCGAAUUCACUUGGAAUAACUGGACGCAGCUGACGGACGACUUGAAAACCAUUUCACAAAAGAGCAAGGAGGGUACUGUUGCCGUUCAGCAACCCCCAAACGACAGCUAUGUCCCCCGCCCAUCGUGGCAGCGCGCUGGUCUAUGCGUAGCUCAUCUUGGUGUCGGAAUUGGGAUAGCUGUCGCGCUAAUAGUCACCCAAUCUCGCUACGUCCGAACGUUUACUCUUUCGCCCGCGCUAUUGCGGGCCAAAACCAGCAAGAAUCCUAGCCAAACCCCGUCGCAGGACCGACAAGUACUGAUUUCGUGUGCGAGUAAUUUCAAGAACAACGGACAAUCGUUUUCGCUGGCGUCCUGCUCCGUUGGGGAAGGGAGGGACGCCAGUGAGAUGAUCUUACGGGUAGACGGGGAGCGCGGACAUUGGUUCCUCUCCCUCGAAAAUUCACUAAUCAAUGGGAAAAAGGCCUCGAUCAUGGACGCGCAGCGAGCGAUAUUGGAAGAAUGGGGGACUGCAAGGCGGACGGGAACUUGGACGCCUCUGGCUGCGGCUGACCGGCGGUGGGUGAGUGGACCAGCGGCGAGGAAGCAAGGUCGUUCGUAG